This is a messenger RNA of Papilio machaon (common yellow swallowtail), 625 nucleotides long. RefSeq names its product larval cuticle protein LCP-17 (gene CPR6). NCBI's taxonomy places the organism in Eukaryota, Metazoa, Arthropoda, Insecta, Lepidoptera, Papilionidae. The record is from RefSeq and is a predicted model, not a curated record. Gene Ontology annotation, cellular component: chitin-based extracellular matrix. The transcript has 4 exons. The coding region runs from base 64 to 465 and encodes 133 amino acids. Gene Ontology annotation, molecular function: structural constituent of chitin-based larval cuticle.
CAUAUAUAAGUUGCGGCCGCCGUUCACACCGCAGUUGUGUACCAUAGGCCGUCAGUAAUCAAUAUGAAACUCCUCAUCAUCACAGCCCUGGUGGCAUGCGUAGCAGCCGACGUGUCCCACAUUUUGCCCAGGUCUGCGGAAGCGGACGCUAAAAUCCUCAGACAGGAACAAGACGUAGGCCUCGAGGGACAGUACCAAUGGGCUAUCGAAACUGAGAAUGGCAUAUCAGCUCAGGAAAGUGGUGCUUUGAAAAACCCACAGUCGGAGAACGCAGCACAGACCGCACAAGGUCAGGCGAGAUGGACUGCACCCAACGGUGAAGUUAUAGAACUCCAAUAUACCGCUGAUGAAAAUGGAUACCAAGCACAGGGUUCUCAUUUACCAACCCCACCACCGAUCCCUGAAGCCAUCCUCAAGGCUCUGGAGUACAUCAGGGCCAACCCCCCACCACCGGAAAGGAACUAAGAACUACCCCCAUCAUACAGUCGAAGCAGAAUAAGUGAGAACUGGAUAAGCGAGAGUCAUUUUCCGCGAGACCUCCAGAAGCGAGAAACUUCAUUUGGAGAAAAAUAUGGACUCUCGCUUAUCCAGAAUCCAACGUAAUCUAUAGAUAUAGAUAUAGUCA